AUGGAAUAGUAUGCAGAUAGUCUUUAGACUUUUAAGACUAUUUUAGGAGAAGCGUUUACAGAUAUCCUUAAACAUUUACCUAAAAAGUAUAAAGAUUUUAGAGAGCUAGUCUAAAAAACAUAAGAGGAAGUCAUGAAUGAAAAAGAUAAAAAAGCAAUCAAUGGUAACAAGUACUUUAUUAUAUUUAGCAUGGCAAUAGGCAGUCAUAUUCCUCGUUUGUGUUAAUCAUGCAUUCAUUACAUAGAAAAAUUGAUAGCAUAUAGAUUUAUGGACGGAAACUGCUAUGAUUAUACUUAGGAUAAACUAUCAAUAGAUGGCGAGAAAAAAGCUCAAAUCGAUCCAAACAGAAAGUUAAUUGAUCAAAUUAUUGAUUCAAUAUGCGAUUGUGUCAAUUUAAAAGAUGAAAAUGUUCAUCUGCAAAUAAUUCGUUCACUGCUAACUAUUGCAACAAGCUCUAUUUGUUAAGUUCAUGGCUAAAACUUAGAGAAAAUAAUGAGAACUUUGAUUGUCAUUCAUUGCACAUCCAAGCAGCCAUAAAUUUAGGAUCCUUCUAAGCACUCAUUUACACAAAUAAUAUUAGAAACCUUUAAAAGAAUGGAGAAGAAUACUCUUCUUUCUUAAGAAGAGACUCAAAUUUACCAAAACAAAAAGCAAAUAGGUCCUGUGUUUAAUCCAAAUUCAAGCUCAAGUUAUAGAAGCUAAGGAAACUCUAGCAACAUUCUGUUGAGUGCCGAUUAAAGCGUUUAUUUGAUGUAAAAUCAUGAAGGAUAGCAAUAAUAACAACAAUAGUAAAACUCUGUACAGAUAGAUCCUCUUACUUCAAAUAAUGAAUUAAUGAAUUAAAUGGUGAUUUAAAUAGAUGAAGAUUAACAAAAGUAAAUUAUAUCUAACUAUGUCUCUAAAGUAGUUACCAAUUUGGUAGAUGAUGUCUGCAUUUAUGAAGAUAAAAUUAAGAAAAUUCAAAGAAAAUACAUGAACUAACCAGAAAAUGAAGUCCAAAAAUAAGCUGAAAUUAAUUUGAUUCCUCGUAAGUCAGUUCCUAACAUGCAAGAUGUAGAUACUCCUCAAUACAAAAAAACUACAAUUGCAAGCAUUAAAAAUGAAAAAGAAAUAGAUGCAGGCAAGUUUGGCUGGUGCUUUGUAUGUAGAAAUGAAGCUUCCAACUUCUGCAAAGAUACAAGAGUUCCUAUUUGCUCUAAAGAAUGCAAAAAGUAACAUAUGGAGGAAGUAGCUAGAAUCGCUAGACUUUGUUUCAAGGGUUAAGAAGUAGCAGUAAAUCAAUACAUUAUCGAUGCCCUCACAGUUUUUUAAUUUUUAUGUAAACUUUCUCAAGAAGACCCUAAUAAUAAUUUGAAUGCUAACCAAUUGAGAUAAAAAGUAAUAAUUUUAGAGCUUAUUUUAAAAGUCAUGGACUAAGCUGGAUCUGUCUUCCUUUCAAGAAAAGAAUUCGUUUAAGCUGUCUAGGAUAAGUUAGUUCCUUCUUUGCUUUAAAAUUGUUUGAGCACAGAAAAAUCUGUUUAUGGACUUAGUUUCAGCAUUGUUGCUAAUUUAAUUGACAACUUCAGAGAAAAUUUAAAAACUGAAAUUUCUGUCUUCAUAGAAAACAUCUUUGUAAAAAUAUUAGAAAGUACAAACAGUAACUUUUUCAACAGAGUGUACUGCUUGAAAGUCUUUAAUAAAAUAUUUUCAAUUCCUAGAGCAGUGAUUGAAAUGUUUGUAAACUACGAUUGCUCAAUGAAUUAAAAUAACACUAUUGAACAAUUGAUAACUUUGCUCACAAAAAUUUCUCAGGGAAAGUAUUAGAAAGCUGAAUUUUAGAAUUUAAUUCAACCUGAGUAGGCUUAAGAGUUAAAAAAUCUAUCUUUAGAAUGUAUUGUAUAAUUAAUGUAGAGCAUAAAUGAUUUUGUAAUGAUUUGCGAUGCUCAAGAAAAUCAAGUUGUUUCCAAGAGUGAAUUGCCAAGUAAGGAAGAGUAGAACUUAUAAACAGAAAACGAAAACAAUAUUUCCAAAGUAAAUAACCAAGAUGAAAUCAAAGAUCCUAUUGAAAGAGAAAGAUAAAUGAAGCUAGAGUUCUAAAAAGGUAUUUCUAAAUUCAACUUCAAGCCAAAAGUUGGUAUAAGACACUUCAUAUAGCAUGGUUUGAUUGAAGAAGGAAAUCCUAAACAUUUAGCAGAAUUAUUCUUUAAAUUUAAUAACUAAAUUAAUCAUGAAAAAAUUGGUGAAAUAUUUGGAUCUCAUGAGGAAAACAACAAGAGAAUUCUUGCUGAGUUUAUUGAAUAUCUCAAUUUUGAAAAUUUAGACCUUGUUAAUUCUUUAAGGAAAUAUCUGACUUACUUCUAACUUCCUGGAGAAGGUGAAUAAGUUGAUAGAAUCUUAGAAAAAUUUGGUGAAAAAUACUCCUUAGAUAACCCAGAAUGCUACAAAAAUGCAACAACUUCUUACACUCUUUCAUAUGCUCUUAUGAUGCUCCACACCUCAUCUCACAGCGCACAAGUUUAAGAAAAAGAAAGAAUGACUUUGCCCUAAUUCAUUAAGCUCGUUAAAGGUAUUGAUGAUGGUAAUGAUUUGCCAGAGUAAAUGGUUGUUAAUAUGUAUAAUGAUGUGAAGAAAAACCCUUUAGGUAUUCAUCAUUUAGAGGCUUCUAAAAAGGCAUUCGAAGAUGCUUUGACUUCAAGCGUAAGCAGAAAGCAUGAAAUGUUUUUAAAGGAAACUGAACAAAUGUUUGAAAAGGGAUAAAUGAAAAUAUAAAGAAAAGAAAACGAGAAAUAUAUUCAAGUUUUUACUAAAGAUUAUAUUUUAUCACUUUUGUAGAUAGUAUGGAGCCCUGUCUUUGCAACUAUAAGCUAGGCAACCAUGAUUGAAUAAGAAAAAGAAAGAGAAAAUCUUGAUUUAAUUGCCAAAGUUCUCACUGGGUUUAAAAAUAGCAUUAAAUUACUGGGCUAGUUUGGUAUGCUAACUGAAAGAGAGACUUUCGUUUUUGAGUUAUGCAGAUUAACAGGCUUACUGACUCCUCAAAAGCUAAUCCGCCAAAAGAAUGUGCAAGCUAUUAAAAUUAUGUUAGAAAUAUGCACUCAAUGCCGUAAUUAUUUAGGAAGAUCUUGGAAGAUAUUACUUGAAUGUGUUAGCAAGCUUGACAAUUACUACUUGAUUGCAUAAAAUUUGAGAAGAGACAUUGAUUUAUUAAACAAUGACACUUACUUCCAAGAUAAUAACAACAUGCAUCAAGAUGAAAUCGACAAGUAUAAUAGCUAGGUUAUUAUGAAAUACAUUGACAUGUCUGAGAUCGAUAAGAUAUUCCAUCUGUCAAAUUAAUUUGAUGCUGAAACUAUUGUUGAAUUCAUUAGAUGCUUAUGUGAGUUGAGUAAGGAAGAGCUAGAAAACAUUCAUAAUCCAAGAAUUUUCUGUAUUUAGAGAAUCGGUGAAGUUACAGAAUUCAACAUGUCAAGAGUGCGUAUCAUUUGGAAUAAAAUAUGGGAUAUUCUAAAGGUACAUUACAACAAUGUUGGUUGCCACAAUAAUAUAAGAGUCAGCUGUUUGGCUAUAGACUCAUUGAAGUAGUUAGCUGUUAAAUUUUUAGAAAAAACUGAACUCGCUCAUUAUUAAUUCUAAAAAGAUUUUCUUUCACCUUUUGAAUACAUUUACUAGAGAAAUCCAUAAUAAAAUCUAGAAAUUAAAGAACUUAUCUUGAGAUGCCUUUUCAUGAUGACAAUGAGUAAGGCUUAAUAUUUAAGAUCAGGAUGGAAAGUUAUUUUGAGAGUUGUCAAUUUAACUUUGUAAGAAGAUAGUCAGAUAUUAUUAGAUUUAGCUAUUUAGAUUACUGAUUUGAUUAUGAAUCAAAAGAAUCUUGAUAAUACUUUAGAUGUGUUUGGCGAUUUGAUUCAUGCUCUUACUAAUUAAACUAAAUACAAAAAUGACAUGAUAGCUUUAAAGGCUUUAGAUCAUUUGAAGAAAUGCAUACAAUACUUAGUUGAAAACACUCAAUAAGAAAAGGAUAAGGAUUAAGAGUAAAAAUAACACAAUAAAAAUAUUACUGCGAUGGAAGCCAGUAUGACUUCUGAAGCAAUUGCUGAAGACGACACAAGUAGUAGACACUCUAAAAACACGAAGCAAAAUAUCAUUAUCAAUGAAUCAAAGAGACUGCUUGAAGGAUAUUCAAUUCCCAUCUUAAGCAAUUUUGCAAGCUUCUUCAAUGACGAUAGACCAAAAAUGAUCAUUAAAAGUGUAACUUAUCUCUUCGACUCCAUUAAGCAAUACAGCUACACAUUUAAUCAAGAAUUCUGGAAUCUUAUUUUCAAAGGAGUAUUAAGACCUCUUUUUGAUGAUAUGCAAUUUACCUUUUAAAAAAAUAAAUCUGGCUAGACCGAUAUCAUCAAAGCUACUAAAAAUGCUUGUUAGAAAGCUUUCACAGAGCUAGUGAACAUUUUCGUAUAAUAAUUUGAUACUUUGCAUCCUUGCCUCACAGACUUCAUAGCUAUUAUGAAUAACAGCAUUUCUACAAAUUAAGAAAUUAUUUCUUCGAUAAGUUUAAGCAGUUUGAAGACUUUCUUAAGCAGAAUAGGUUAGAAAUUAAAUGAAAAUGAAUGGAAUCUAAUUAUUGAAUCACUAUAAGGCCUAGCUUUAAAUUGCAAGCCUAUAGAAAUGCUUGAAGCAAAAAAUGCAAGUGAGGACUUCAAUGUUCCAAUUUAACAAUUGCUUAGCAAACCUAUUUAUAAAGAUACAAAAUAUGAUGUGAACAUAGAUUGCUAAAAGAAUAUUAUCUAAUGCGUAAUCUUUAAAAAUAUGGUUGAACUCAUUCUCAACAUAAUUGAAGAGUUUACAAAUAAUUUAAAUGAAAAAUAAAUCGAUAGCUUGACAUAUAUCCUUAAAGAUUUCUCUGAAUUUUGCGAUGAGUUCAACUCUCGUCUUUAUCUCAGAUUCUACUUAUGGAAAAGCGGCUUAAAUAGUAAAAAUGAAGCAAUUCCCGUCCUAGGUAAAUAAGAAAAACUAUCUAAAGGAGGUGUAUUAUUAGUGCUUUAUGAGAGAUAUAAAAGAACUUAAUCAUUAGAAUCAUUAGAUAUUUUCCUCGGUGAGACAGAAAAUUACUUGAGACAGCUAGAAAAUGUUUUGAAUGAGAUUAAAUAGAAUAAUGAAUAAUAAAUUUUAAAAUAACAGUAGUAAUAAUUAUAAUAGUAAUCAUAAUCAUAAUCAUAAAAUUCAAUCAAAAACUCUAAGCAGGGGUUCUCUGAGAAUAACACUCCUUAGAUGAGUGAAAGAGGACAAUAGAAUUAAGUUAUUUAGAAUGUAAACACUAUGCACCUAAAUGACAAAUUAUUGAGCUAUGCUUACGAGGAUAAAGAAAGAUAACUCAAGGCUCUUAGAUUCAUUGUUGGUUCUUACAUAUUGCCUAAUCUUCAUGACAUAGACCCAAAGGAAAUUGGAGAAAGAUUGAGGAAAAUAGUUAAUUUAUUAUUAGAGGUCAGCAACUAAGAUGCAGACAUUGAUGACGACUUUAAUUAUAAUUUAAAAAUAAUCCUAAAAAAAUACUUUAACUUUGUUUUUGAUUUGGCUUCUUCAACUAAAAGAUGA
Messenger RNA from Tetrahymena thermophila SB210, 5565 nucleotides. Its product is annotated as Sec7 domain protein. Gene Ontology annotation, molecular function: guanyl-nucleotide exchange factor activity. The record is from RefSeq and is a predicted model, not a curated record. The transcript has 20 exons. Lineage: Eukaryota; Ciliophora; Oligohymenophorea; Hymenostomatida; Tetrahymenidae. Gene Ontology annotation, biological process: regulation of ARF protein signal transduction.